CGUCAUGACGCACGGUGCGUCCACUGCGGAUGUAAACACUGCUCAAUUCACGUGGAGGGAAACAUCUGCCAUGGCACCCAAGAUGGAGCGUUUUGUCAGCCCGGGAAAAGGUAACGGAGUGCGGGCUACAGCCAGGAUCAGAAGAGGAGAGCUGGUGUACUCAGCCGAUCCACUGGCGAGCUGUGUGUCCAACAAACAGGCCAGAGAAGUCUGCCAUCGCUGCUUUACACGACGUGAGACCUUGUUGAGAUGCUCUCAAUGCAAGACGGCUCGCUACUGCAACACCUCCUGCCAGAAACAAGCGUGGUCCAGCCAUAAGAGAGAGUGCAAGUGCCUGCGAAGCCUCCUGCCGAGAAUUCCCACUGACUCUGUCCGUUUGGCUGCAAGGAUCGUUUUUACCUCGUUAAAUCCGUCUCCGAGCAGUAGUGAGGAGCUCUACCCUUUGGAGGAACAUGAAUCACACCUGAGCUCCAUGUCUGAGCACAAGAAACAAGGUCUGUCUCAGCUGGCGUCCAUGUUGGAGCUCUACCUGCAACCAGAAGUACUUCACCUGACGCAGGAAACUAUAUCAGCACUGCCUCCUUCCUGCCAAGAGCCCCUCAGCCUUAUUGCAAAGGUGACAUGUAAUUGUUUCACCAUCAGUGACGGAGAGCUGCAGGAGGUUGGAGUUGGGCUGUAUCCUAGCUUAUCUCUGCUAAACCAUAACUGUAGGCCAAACUGUGUGAUGGUGUUUGAGGGGACGAAUCUGCGGCUCAGAGCUGUUCAGGAUAUCGACGCUGGAGAAGAGCUAACUAUAAGUUACAUCGAGACGUUAACGUCGACUGACAAUCGACAGAAACAGCUGGAAGAGCAAUACCAUUUUAUCUGCCACUGCCAGCGCUGUGACUCUCAGGACAAAGAUGGACUCAUGUUGUCAGGGAAGGAAUCAGCAUGGCGGCUGCUGAAGGAGGCUCUUCCUGAACUAGAAAAACUGAAAGUAGAGUCGAAUUGGGAAGCUCUGCUGCAGAGCUGUACUCAUCUAUUAACAACAGCUGGAGGUGACGUGCCUGAUGAAAAUCUGUAUAAGCUCAGACUGACAGACAUGGCUUUAGACGCCUCCGUUCAGCUGGGACUCUGGGAGGAGGCUCUGAGAUAUGGCCAAAAAACACUUCCUGUUUACAGACAAUACUACCCUGAUCCUCACCCGGUGCACGGAGUCCAGCUGAUGAGGGUUGGAAAGCUGCAACAUUACCUGGAACAUCUUCAAGAAGCUCAGGACACAUUCAAACAGGCCUUUCAAAUCAUAAAGAUCACCCAUGGUGACAGUCACCCCCUGACCACAGAUUUAUCCAUGAAGAUGGAGGAGUGUCGCGCUGAGAUGGCUCAAAGAUCGUCUAGUGGUCACUGACUCUAAGCAACACAAAUGUCUGACCAAUGAUACAUAACUCAGUAUUCAUGUUGUCAUUGUAUUUUGAUUCCCUAUGAUGAUUUUUUUUUAAAGAACUGUAGUAUAAACAGAAAUGGAGAACGAUAAAUUCUAACUGCUGUAAUAUUUUUCAGAAGUGCAUCAAUUCACAUCUUUUCAGUCUCUGGAUUUAAGUUUUUUAGGAAUUGUCUUGAAAGAAAAAAGCUAAAAUGUCUGUAUGACAUCUGUAUUUACAGCAUUGUGUUUUCUUUGGAGAACCUUUUAAAAUAAGAUUUUUUUAAAUCCAAUUAAACACAAAAUCUUCACCUAUUCAUAUU
Messenger RNA from Notolabrus celidotus (New Zealand spotty), 1722 nucleotides. It is a transcript of the gene smyd3, whose product is annotated as SET and MYND domain containing 3. Gene Ontology annotation, molecular function: protein binding. The transcript is spliced from 12 exons. Lineage: Eukaryota; Metazoa; Chordata; Actinopteri; Labriformes; Labridae. Gene Ontology annotation, cellular component: nucleus. Bases 5 to 1387 code for a protein of 460 amino acids. The record is from RefSeq and is a predicted model, not a curated record.